AUGGCAUCUUCUACAACAGUAUUGUACCCGAAUGACACUGUUAAAGGUAAAAAUUAGGCCUAUUUUUUGACUUUAGAAUUCUUCAUAGAGUUCUGAAACAAAUUGUUUGAUUUUAAUCGAUUUUAAAAGGGUUUUGAAGCGAUGACUUCACGUGAAGUAUUCUGUGAGAUUUUUGAAAAUUCCCUUAAGUCCGAAUCGACUCAAUAUCGAAUCUUCACACUUUUUCGAAAAUAUCAUCACUGUUAUCAAUCGCAAAACAUAUGAUUUGAUGUCGAAUCGAUUUUAUUUUCAAUCAUUCCGCCCUUCCGAAAGAAAAAACACCGGUCAAAGAAUGGUGGAGGGCACCUGUACAUGAGUCAUUUGUACACCAAAAAAUUUGAAUUGACAAAAAAUACUUGAGAUUAGGUGUGAAUGUACUUUUCCGUACAUGUACUCGACAUGGAAACGAGAAUAUUUGAGAUAAAUGCAGUUUUGGGUCUUUAAGAAAACUUUGAAAAAUUUACAUAAGAAAAUUUUUUUUAUUGGCGGGUUUUAACGUUGAAGUUGAAAUUACAGAUUUUUUACGUUUCUAUCAAAUUCCUUUUUUGACAUUAGUGCACAUUAUGAUUGGAUUUCUUGAAGGAAAGGCCGUGGAAACGGUGGAUCAUGCGAGUCGGAGUAAAAUAAACGGCGAAGGUGGGAAUCUGAUUGCCGACGUCACCUCCCCUCACGCCAAGAAACAUCGAAUCGUUUUUGAUCGAACCUUGAAUGUCUUCGAAUUCAAGCUUCUCGAGUGGGUUUCAAAAAAAGCUUUGAUUUUUAGAAAAAAAUUCUCAUAAAUUAAAAACCCAGUGUAUCCAGUUUUUUUCGAACAAAACCUUAGAUCAGAAUUGGAACUUGAAACCAAAAAUACAGGUUCAAAAUAUGAGCUCAAAAAUGAGAGAGAUCUCUUUUUUUAAACUUGAAAUUCUUGUGUUCUGUAGAAUUUUUUUCUUAAAAAGUUUUUCCCUUCUUCUGAUUUUUUUAAAGUUUUUUUACAUACCUUUUUGUUAUUUCCAGUAAACUCAUUACUGGUGAGAAAGAUAAAACUUUAACAUUUCAGCCCGAAACAGAUUUCCCAUUCAACUUGUCGAAAAAAAGGAGUCAAUUUUUAGCGGCUCUUCGAAGCAUCUGACGACUUACCGUCUCGAUGAGCUUCUCUGCACUUCCAAGAGUUCUGUUCCCCUCAGAAAGGGCGUUCCGACGGCUUCUAAGGUCUUUUUUGUACUGUUUUUCAAAAAAAAAUGAUUGAAAAUAGCUUUGCUGAAAUAUUAAAAUAGGAUGGAAGCGUGUUUUUGAUGCAACUUUUGCUAACUGUAAGCAAAAAUUUAAAUCCUGAAAAAAAUUCGCCGAGAGUUCUCAAACGGAAAAACCAUGUUUUCGUUUUUCAAGGGAUAACUUACUUCAAAACAUGUGUAGAAACUCGUAAAAUUCAGAUUUAUGGGCUUUUUGCGGAGACUUAGUGGAUUUUGCGGAGAAAACGGGAAAGUUAAAAUUUUUGAAAAGUAAUAAUAGAGGAAAAGACAACAUGAUUUGAAGAAAUUUUUCAAAACGAUUCUAAAAUUCUUGGGCCUUUUGAGAAUAUUUCUAGUAAAAGAAAGCCUUGAAUCCUUUCAGAAAAAUCUUUUUAAAGGAUCCCAGUUAUUUUUAUAAAUCAUUUUUAAACCAGUCUUGAACUCUUUUUAAAUCCAUUUUGAAGCAGUAUAGAUUAAUUGUUCAUUUAUUAUAGCUUUUUUUGGAUGAGUUUCGAAUUUUUCAGAAAGGCGCCAACACUCCAAAAACCCUCUUCUUUUAUUUCGUGUACAAAGAAGACAAAUUGAAAUGGCGUUUGAAAGAAGUUCCUGUGGUUUUUAAUACGACCUCUGAACGAGAUUAUUGGCACACGAUCAUCGAUUCGACGAUAAGAAGUGGGUUUUUCCGAGGAUUUGUAGUGAAAAUGUCUCAGUUUCAUGCUUUGUCGAAGCUUUAUCAGAUCCAGAAACUUCAAGAGAAUGUUUAUUUUUGAGAUUCGAGUUUGGGAAAAUUAAUAAAAAGAACCACGUUGUAUCAUUUUCCAAUCAUUUUUUGAGCAAAAGUUCCAUUCCUCGCUCAAAAAUUUUUGUUACGGUAAAGUAAUUGGUUUUUUUCGGUUAAUUCUGAGAAAAUCAAAGAAUUUUUAAAGUUAUUCUACUAGAUUUUUGUCCCUUUAUUUUGAUAUUUUUCGGUUGGAAUAAAAAUUUCUUAGCUUGAAAAUUACAUUUUUUUCGGGUUUUUUUCGAGCUUUUCAAUAAUUAAACCCAGAUAUAUCGAAUUUUAAAAUCUUUUUUUUUGCAUUAUUGGAAUUUUGAAUAAGUUUCAGAGUUUUUGUGCUCGAAAAACCAAAAACAAAUUUUUUUUAUUUGAUGUUCUUCAGUUUUGUUUGAGUUUCCUGUUUCUCGAUUCUUUUAAAAAAGCAUGUUUUUUUUUCUUUCUUCAAUUACCGUUUUUAAAGUUCAAGGCUAUCUUUUUUUCUGCAUUUGCAACAUUAUCGUAAAAAAAUAGUUAAAAAGAAAAAGGGGGAAAAAAAAUGAAAAAAAUGAAGUUACUGAUUCGAAACAUAGAUUUAUUUUUCCCGUUUUUGGCGAAUCUGUUCGAUAUUACGGAAUAACAGUUUUAUUACGACUUAGAUCUUGGUAACGCCUUCCGAAAAAAACUCCUAGUGAGCACUUUAGCGGCAUCAAGACUCUUAAGUGACCCCUAGAAUCCAAGCUUCAGGUUCCCGUUACCGAGGUCCGAGUAGUCAGUUUUUUUUUUCUUAGUCCGAGCUAGUGUAUUGAUUUAGGAAUCUCCAGCCGUCCCAAGAAUAUCAUAAUCUUCAUCAAUCCGUUCGGCGGCAAGGGAAAAAGCUCAGAGAAUCUUCCAAGAUAAUGUAAUUUUUUUCAAAAAAAGAAUGAAAAAAAGGUUUUUUUGAGGUCGAAGCCUUCUUUUCCAUGUCCCCAGGCCUUCGAUAUCAGGUUUUAUUAACCGAGAGAGCAUAUCACGCGAGGGAUUUCAUCGUCGAAAUGCCCGUUGAUCAUUGGAGCGCACUUGACGGACUGGUGGGUUUGAAACGGGAAAAAUUGACUAGAAAAAAAGGUUGAAAAAUUACUUAUUUAGUGAUGAUAUGAAAACUAUGGACGAUUUUUUUCAUUUUUAAAAAGAAUUUUUCUUGAUUUAUAAGUUGAAAUUUGAGGUUUCUGUUGGUGGUGACGGUCUUUUCAAUGAACUUCUUUCCGGCGCUUUGCUCAGGACUCAAAAAAAGAUACCGGUAAGUUUAAAAAUCAAAGAAUUAGCCCACACAUAAAUAAAAAAAUAUAAAAAGAAAAAAAUUUUUUGGGGGUUUAAAAAAAGGGAAGAAAUGGAUAUUUUUGUAAGGCCGCGACAUCGACGACCCCAACACGGCCCAUUUGGCGACGCCCCAUCUUCGAUUCGGAAUCAUCGGCGCCGGAUCGGCCAAUUCCAUCGUCUCAACUGUCCACGAAACCAACGACUAUGCCACUUCUGCCGUUCACAUUGCCAUAGGUAUCACUGAUUCUCAAAGAACUUUUCCCUGGCCUCCCAACAAAGUCGAUUUCGAUGACGUUCCGCUGAUCCAUAGCCUUUGAAGACCCUGAAAGAAAAAUUACGUAAAAAGCCUGAGAAAAUAUUUUCUAAAUGCUUACGAGGUUUACUUUCUUUUGUUUGAAUAUUGAAGAAGUUUCUUCGCGAACAAUCCAUUAAAAGGCACCAAAAACGAAAAAGGCGAUUUUUGAGUUUUCGAAAUUUUCUAAGCAAGAAACGAAGAUCAAAUAUCAAAUCUACUGGUCAAGGUCAAAGUUAAAAGCUAAAAGUAAACUUUUUCAGUCCGCUCCGCUUUUCGAACCAUAGGACCGCAAAUAUCAAAGUGCAUGAAAUCAAAACAAUCGAGAGGAAUCAGGCCCGCCCUUAUGAUAAUUAUUUCACUUCGCCGUUUUGGUCCACUUUUAUAAAUAAACUUUAAAAAGAGUGGAACAUUAUUAAAAACAAUUACGUCUUCUAGAUCAAAUGAAUCUUUUAUAAAAAAUGUUUUAAGAAAGAAUUUUUUUUUUCCGAAUUAUUAAUCUUCAAACCUCUCAAACAACGAUUUUUCGAUUAUUGGCGUAAUUUACGAGCUUUGAAGGCUUAUGUAUCUCAAAAAAUGUAUUGUUAGAAAUGUUUUUCGUUUUGAAAUCAGGAAAUCCUGAAGGGUAUUUCAACCAAGUUUUACCAACACUUCUGAAAAAAAAACUAUUUUGCAAGGCUCCGAGUGCAACGUCGACGUGUGUACGGUCCAUCGCGACAGUAAGCUCAUCAGAAUCUCGGCCAACGCCAUCUCCUACGGAUGGCUUGGAGACGUGCUCCGUGACUCGGAGAACUACAGAUGUCUCGGACCUAUUCGGUAUCAGUGGAGUGGUGCGUUUAUUUCUGAAGAUAAUUGUUGAAAAAACGGCAGUUUCAACUGUUUUAACUACGGUUUUUUUUUUAAAUUUCUGUUCUAACCGCAGCGCGUCUAGCCAUUCUACGCCCUAUCAGAAAGUUUUAAAUUUUGAGAAAAAAAGGAGAAUAUUUCGUUUGAAUGGUCUCAUCUUCAGCUCUACGAACCACGAUCCGAAAUCCAACGUAUCGUGGAACCGUUCAAUUUACCCUGUCGCAUAAAGAGACGGUUGACCCAAGGACCAAAAUGCCGCAAUGCAUCAAAAAUUGUCCGGUUUGCGAGAAACCUGGGUCAGUUUUCUUUGUUUUUGGGAUUAUAGUCAAAUAAAGUUUCAAGUUACGAAAAUAGGCCAGAAAAAAUUUGAUUAAACAUGAUAAAAAGAUUCUUUUUUGUAAGAAAAAGGGUGGGAAAAGGCUUUCUCAUAGGAAAAAGGUACCACAUGUAGAAAAAUACGGAAGGUAUAUUUUUUCUACUAACCUGUCAUAAUUUGUGUUUUUUGCCGAAAAACGUUCCCUAGUAAGCAUUUUCAACAGUUUUUUUCCUGGAUUUUUUCUAUUAAUUUUUUUCGGUUUUUGAGCAUUGAAUUGACUAAUAAAGAGUUUUUAAACGAUUUCCGAACAAAUAAAUUUCAAAAAAAUCAAUGUAAAAAAAGAAUAGCGUGAAAUGAUGAGAAUUAUUUUAUCCUUGGUGACGUCAUUUUCCGGGUUAUAUGACGUCAUAACAGGCUUUGAUUGGAAAAAUUGAAUUUUUUUCCUGUUACCAGUACUUUUUUUAUAAGUUUUUAGAAAGGAGUCAGACGAAACAACACAGUAUGACUACCAUUUCCACGACGAAUUCUCGCACGUCAUCUGCUGCGUUAUCCCGACGGUGACCCCAUUCACGCCCCACGGAUUGGCACCGUAUACCGGUUGGAUUACUGUAGAGAACACUGCAAAAAUAAGAAACUUUGAGGCAUCGGUGAUGGAACUUUGGACUUGGCGCUGAUCCCGAAAGUCUCCCGGUUUAGAAAUAUGCAAUUCAUGCGUCGUGUCGCCAUGUAUGGAGGAAAAAGGGGUAAUUCCUCUACAGAGUUUUUGAUUUUUUCGAGUUUCAGACCAAAAAAAGUAGAAAUGUCAGAAACCAUUUUUUUACUCACUUAUUUUUUUCAUUAAAAAAUUUUUUCUCCAAAAAAAGUUCAAAUUUUCGAUUAUGCGCAUAAAAAGUCGCGAUCUCGUUUUAAGACCCAAGAAAGACUCCCGAAAUGCCAAUUUUGCGCCAUUAUUUCAAAAAAAAAAAGCCUCACUCUUUAAAAAGUCAAAAUUAUGGAAUUUUGCAUUUUUAAAAAUUGUCUUUGGUGAAGAUUCGUUGGUUUUUCAGCAAGAUAUGAAUUUUCGAAGCUUUUUAUACCGUAAUUCUUUGAGUUACCGUAUCUCGAAAACAAGCCGAGUGAUGAUAUUCUGUUUUAACCGUAAGAAAUUCCAUGAAUCGUUUUCUACAACAUAAAUAGUCUAGAAAAAACCUUAUCAUAGCCCUAUUACUUCCAAAUCACCCUAGACUUGAAUGGCGCAGCCCAAUGAAGUUAUAAUUUCUUAUUGAAAAGAAAGAUUUCUUGUUUUUCCAGCUGUACUCAUCUGACCGAACUCUCGUCUGUUAUCGAGUAGUACGGUGGUCCUACCAGCCGGACGCCGACCAGGAAGAUCCCGGCGUCUGGAAUCUCGAUGGCGAGAUUCUGGAGCAGCCCAAAGGCGAAGCUCUCCAUUUCAAGUGCGUUUACUCCGGAUCUUUUUCACUUUUUAAGAUUCUUAAGUUAAAUCUUAGUUUUUUGAAAAUUGAAGUUAAGAGUUCUAAACUUUUCGAGUUAGGAGUCUCGACUCUGGUUUCUUCUUCUUAAUCUGGAAUAUCUGAAAGCUUUCGAAAACGUUCGAUUUCAGACUCCAUCCGCAGUUGAUCAGCUUUUUCGGCCGCGACGCCGCCAUGAUCAACCCCGUCAAAAGGAGCUUCAUCAAGAAACGAAAAUCCUCCAUCGUUUAUAAAUAA
Molecule: messenger RNA, 6463 nt
Organism: Caenorhabditis auriculariae
Lineage: Eukaryota; Metazoa; Nematoda; Chromadorea; Rhabditida; Rhabditidae
Source: the annotation of a GenBank genome assembly